Messenger RNA from Paramecium sonneborni, 503 nucleotides. Lineage: Eukaryota; Ciliophora; Oligohymenophorea; Peniculida; Parameciidae. The record is from the annotation of a GenBank genome assembly.
AUUUUCUUUUAAUGAGAUCACAAAGUCCCUUAAUAACAUCAGAAAAAUACAAAUAUUCUGUUAAUUUUUUUACUCCUAUUAGAAACAAACAUAUUUCUUAACUUUCAACUGGAAAUAAUCUUUUAGGAUCUCCUCCAACAGAAGUUUAAUAAAAAAAAAAAGAAUUUAUACCCUAAUCUCACCAGAAGCUUUUGGAAAAGCAAUUAUAAAUUGGAACUUCGAAUAAUUAUUAUUAGAAAAUAAAAAAUGGAAGUUUGGACAAAUAUAGUAGUAUAAUUUUUAAAAGUGGAUACGAAUAAUAAGAGGAGAUAAAAAGAUUAAAUAAAGAAAAUGAGAUUCUAAAGGAUGUGAUAAAAAAAUAAUAGGAAAAAUUAUAGUAAUUUUUAGAGUUGGAAGAUAUUAUAGAAUAGAAUCGCUUAUUACAAGAGAAGGUUUAAAGAUUAGAAAAAGAGAAAUAAGAAGAAAAUAAAAAAGAAGAAAGCUAGAAAAUAGAAAAUGAAUGA